This is a messenger RNA of Stegastes partitus (bicolor damselfish), 1788 nucleotides long. RefSeq names its product guanine nucleotide binding protein (G protein), beta 5b (gene gnb5b). The transcript has 12 exons. Gene Ontology annotation, molecular function: protein binding. Gene Ontology annotation, biological process: signal transduction. NCBI's taxonomy places the organism in Eukaryota, Metazoa, Chordata, Actinopteri, Pomacentridae. The record is from RefSeq and is a predicted model, not a curated record. The coding region runs from base 1 to 1188 and encodes 395 amino acids.
AUGUGUGACCAGACGUUCGUGGCGGCCACUUUUGGCCCGUGCGACAACUGCACUACUGCCAGUCCUCUGAUGAACAUCUACAUCAAGAACGAGGCCAUCAACUACUGCUCCUUCUGCGUGGAAGUGAUGGCCUGUCAGGGGCUGCAGAAAGGAGAAAGUCUGGCGAAUCUGAAGAGAGAAUGCGAGAGUCUGAAGAAGAAGCUGGAGGAGGAGCGAGGAAAGCUGAACGACGUGGAGCUGCACCAGGUGGCGGAGAAGGUGGAGGUGGUGGGUGCUCUGUCCAUAAAGACCAGGCGGGUGCUGAAGGGUCACGGGAACAAGGUGCUGUGUAUGGACUGGUGCAAAGACAAACGUCGCCUGGUCAGCUCUUCACAGGAUGGAAAAGUGAUCGUCUGGGAUGGAUUCACUCUCAAUAAGGAGCAUGGGAUGACUAUGCCGACUACGUGGGUCAUGGCGUGUGCUUAUGCUCCCUCCGGUUGUGCUGUAGCAUGUGGCGGAUUGGAUAACAAAUGCUCAGUGAUCCCGCUGUCACUGGACAGUAAUGAGAACCUCGCUGCGAAGAAGAAAACGGUCGCCAUGCACACCAACUACAUAUCCGGAUGCACCUUCACCAACUCCGACAUGCAGCUCCUGUCCAGCAGUGGCGACGGCACAUGCGCCCUGUGGGACGUGGAGAGCGGGCAGCUGCUGCAGAGCUUCCACGGUCACACAGCCGAUGUCCUGUCGCUGGACCUCGCUCCGUCUGAGACCGGAAACACUUUUGUCUCUGGGGGCUGUGAUAAGAAGGCCAAUGUGUGGGACAUGCGCUCCGGACAGAACAUUCAGUCGUUUGAGUGCCACGAGUCCGACAUCAACUGUGUAAAGUACUACCCCAGUGGAGACGCAUUUGCAUCUGCGUCUGACGAUGCCACGUGUCGUUUCUUUGACUUGCGAGCUGACCGUGAAGUCGCCGUCUUCCAGAAGGACAGCAUCAUAUUUGGUGCUUCCACCGUGGACUUCUCUCUGAGCGGUCGCCUGCUUUUUGCUGGGUAUAAUGACUACACAAUGAACGUGUGGGACGUUUUGAAGGGGAAUCGUGUUUCCAUCCUGUUUGGCCACGAGAACCGCAUCAGCAGAGUCAGAGUGUCCCCUGAUGGCACGGCGCUCUGCUCGGCCUCCUGGGACAACACCUUACGGAUUUGGGCCUAGAGUCUUCAUCGUGGUUUUGUCCCAUUGAAGACGGAAGCUUUCAGUGACGGCCAGCGCUGACGGACCCUGCUGGGAAUCAGGAGUGUGUUCAAACACAUCCUUCAGUCUGACAAACACACAGGAGCACAAACGUGUCUGAAUGAGAAUGUAUCAUAAUAUCAUAACCAUAGAGUGGAUAUUUACUCACACUGAAAGUUGAACAAGUUUGGAUUACCAGUCUUUGUUAUUGCUAGCUUGAUGACUGAUACUGUGUAAUUAUUAGUGCUGUUACUAACAUAGUGAGAAAUAACGACGUGUAAAGAGCCAAACUGACCUGUAGAGAUCAUCAGCAUGACUAACUUGCCAUCUGCAGACAACAUCAGCGAUUGUCUUGUACAUGAUGCACACUAGUCGACUGUCCCUAGCCUUGAGAGAGCCACACCUGCCCAGAGCCCUGCUGUAGGUGUGCACACUGUUACUACCACUACUGUCCUUGCAUGCGUUAUUUAAACGAAGACAGCGUUACAUGUAACCACGAUUUCUUUUCUUAUUUCAAAACACAUAAAGCUCGACAGCUUAGAGCGAUUUCUUGUGAGGAAAAUAAAGAUUUUGAGUACUUUU